CUAAUUCACCCACAAUCCAUAGGGUCAAAACACUGUUCUUGCCAGUGCCUCGCAGAAUAGUCUUGCGAAGACAGUUUACGUUUGAUAUCCUCGUAUAGAGCGCUCCAGGACGGCAUAGGAAAGGCAUAUAUAAGACAAUGCAUUAGCUGUGUUCCACCUCACAUUGUAGCCUCGCCUUCAAAGCCAGUCCAACAAAAUGCCUGGAAUGUUCACUCACGAGUUCUCCGUGGAUCUCUACAAGGGCACCGUGACAGUGAACACUGGCCUAUUCAUCAACGGACGGUUCGUUGAUCCCGUUGACCACGAGACUAUUGACGUCUUUAAUCCUGUGAACGGCGGUGUUAUCACAAAGGUUUCGGUUGGAAACUCAAAAGACAUCGACAUUGCUGUCAAGGCUGCGAGGGCUGCAUUCAAAGCCUCCUGGGGCCUCAAGACACCUGGUUCCGGGCGUGGAAAGCUCCUGUACAAACUUGCAGAGCUCCUCAAGAAGAACGCAGAUGCAUUUGCAGUCACUGAGGCUCUCGAUGUUGGCAAGCCCUUCGUUCAUGCAAAGAGCCAAGACGUUCAGGACGCUAUCGACAACCUGCGCUACUUCGCUGGCUGGGCAGACAAGAACCAUGAUCAGACCAUCGAGACAACAGAAGCCAAGUUCGCCUACACUCGACACGAACCCAUUGGUGUCGUGGUUGGCAAGGAUCAUUCCAUGAAACUUUCCAAUUGGAAAAUUGCUCCCGCGCUGGCAGCUGGCAACACCAUCGUCCUCAAGCCGUCCGAGGUAAUGCCACUCUCUGCACUCAAGCUCGCCGAGCCCGUUAAGGAGGCCGGCUUCCCCGACGGUGUCUUCAAUGUUGUGACCGGCUACGGUGCAGUCGCAGGACAGGUGCUCACAAAGCAUCCACUGGUUGGCAAGGUAUCGUUCACUGGCAGCACGCUCGUUGGCCGCAAAGUCAUGGAGACUGCAGCGAACACGAAUUUGAAGCAUGUGACGCUCGAACUUGGGGGCAAGAGCCCGACGAUUAUCUUCGACGACGCAGAUCUCGAGCAGACCGUUAAGUGGGUCUGCGCGACCAUCUUCCAUAACAGUGGCCAAAUGUGCGCUGCCGGCUCGCGCAUCUUCGUCCAGGAGGGCAUCUACGACAAGUUCCUCCGGGCCUUCGCCGCCACCGCCGCGUCGAUUAAGCAGGGCGAUGGUUUCAAGGCGACGACCCAGCAAGGUCCUGUUGUUUCCAUGACGCAGCUUGACCGCGUGCUCGGCUACAUCGAGUCCGGCAAGCAGGAAGGUGCAUGCAUCAUUACCGGUGGCUCGCGUGCCGAGGGAUCAGGCUACUUCGUGAAACCGAAGAUCUUCGCUGACGUGAAGUCAGACAUGAAGAUUGUGCGAGAAGAGAUCUUCGGACCCGUUGCCAUCGUGUCGAAGUUCAAGACCGAGGAGGAGGCGCUCGAGGCCACGAACGACACCGAUCACAGCCUGUCGAGCUACGUGUUCACUGAGAACACACUGACGGGUAUGGCACAGAUUAAUCAGGCUUCGCUUGCUUUGCUCGCAGAUACCAUUCGGCGGCUAUAAGCAAUUGGGUCACGGUAAAGAGAUGAGCGAGUAUGCUCUUGAGGCCUAUACUCAGGUCAAGGCUGCCCACGUCAACUUGAGCCUCAAACUGUAAGAACGCAUGGGAGACAUCCCAAAUGUGAAAUUAUAAGUACUUGUGGUUUAGGCACAAAAGUAGAAUCUAUAUCAGU
Molecule: messenger RNA, 1737 nt
Organism: Phanerochaete carnosa HHB-10118-sp
Lineage: Eukaryota; Fungi; Basidiomycota; Agaricomycetes; Polyporales; Phanerochaetaceae
Exons: 9
Coding region: 197-1567 (456 amino acids)
Molecular function (GO): aldehyde dehydrogenase (NAD+) activity
Source: RefSeq, a predicted model, not a curated record